Messenger RNA from Gordionus sp. m RMFG-2023, 1353 nucleotides. Its product is annotated as V-type proton ATPase subunit E-like. The transcript is spliced from 9 exons. Gene Ontology annotation, cellular component: proton-transporting two-sector ATPase complex, catalytic domain. The record is from RefSeq and is a predicted model, not a curated record. Gene Ontology annotation, biological process: proton transmembrane transport. Bases 94 to 774 code for a protein of 226 amino acids. NCBI's taxonomy places the organism in Eukaryota, Metazoa, Nematomorpha, Gordioida, Chordodea, Parachordodidae. Gene Ontology annotation, molecular function: proton-transporting ATPase activity, rotational mechanism.
UUUAAUUUAGAUCAGGAGGCAAUUUUAAUCCCUAGCAUUAUUUAAUAAUAAUUUUAAUCUAUCCAUCAUUCGUCCUUUGAAAAUUUAGGAAUAAUGGGGUUGAGUGAUGCUGAUGUUCAGAAACAAAUCAAACAUAUGCUGGCUUUUAUAGAGCAAGAGGCUAGUGAAAAAGUGGAAGAAAUUGACGCUAAGGCUGAAGAAGAGUUUAACAUUGAAAAGGGUAAAUUGGUGCAACAACAAAGGGUAAAAAUUAUGGAAUAUUAUGAAAAAAAGGAAAAAUUAGUGGAAUUACAAAGGAAGAUACAAAAUUCUAAUCUAACCAGUCAAUCUAAAUUAAAAAUUUUAAAAGCAAAAGAAAGUCAUAUGCAACAUGUACUUGAAGAAGCCCAUAAACAAUUAUCAAAAAUUGUGCAAGAAAAGGGUAAAUAUAGAGAAUUAUUGAAACUAUUAAUAAUUGAAAGCUUAUUUGAAUUGUUAGAGCCUGAAGUUAUACUACAGUGCAAAAAAUCAGAUGCUGAAACAAUCAAAGGACUUUUGAAUGAAUGUAUACAAGUUUAUCAAAAAAAUGCUGGACAAAAUAUUACCUUAGAAGUAAAUUCUAGUCAAUUUUUGCCUGAAGAUAAUCUUGGAGGUAUUAUGGCAUCUAAUAAAUCUGGAAAAAUAAAAGUAGCUAACACUUUUGAUAGUAGGCUUGAACAAGGUUAUAAUCAAUUAAUUCCAGAAAUUAAAGAAACAUUAUUUGGGCGUAAUAAAAACCGAAAGUUUUAUGAUUAAUCGGGAAUCCAUCAUUCCUAUACGCUACAUUUAGGAGAAGAAGAAAAGACCAAUAUAACACAAAACACUCCACAUAAAAAAUUAUGAAUUAUAUUUUUUUUCACAAUUAUUGCCAAUUUUUUAAUUACGAGGCAUGGUAUCAUAAAUUAAUUGUAUAGUUAUAUAUUUAUAUACUAUCUAUAACGUUAUUUAUUUAUAUAUUAUAUUAUUCGAUAAGUUUUGCUAUACUAAAUAAUAUUUUAAAGAAGAUAUACUAGUAAAAUAUAUCAGUGGCGGACGAAAUUCGUAAGAAAACUCUUUCCCCCACUAAUUCAGAUCUAGUUAUUCUUUAAUUUUUUGGUCAUACAAUAAAAAUUUAUAAAGACUUCCCGAAAAACAAUUGUGAAUGAUUUAAAUAUUCGAUCAUAAUGCUAAAUUGUUGCUUCUAAUAAAACACAUACUUAAACAUUAUAAUUUAUUUAUGCUUUGUGAAUAAUGAAGGCGGUGACCCAGAUCUCACUUUAAUGAACAUAGGUUCGUACCAAUAUAAUAAUUAUAGUUUAGAUAAGGUUCAUAAAAAAAUAAAAUAUUGGCUCUGUU